Staurois parvus is the source of this 332-nucleotide messenger RNA. Lineage: Eukaryota; Metazoa; Chordata; Amphibia; Anura; Ranidae. The record is from the annotation of a GenBank genome assembly.
UGUCCAUCCUGCAGUGUCCCCGGCAAUGUAAUGAUCCGGCGGAUGCCAGCAUCUGUCAUCUGGGUUCCGUCCCGUGUGAGCGUCAGGACGUACGGGGGACGGAAUGGCGGGAAAUUUGAAAAUGACAAAAAUAAAACAUUACUGUAUCAAACCAUUUUACAUACAUUUUGUCCCGAGUGCUUUGUCCUGUGCCCUGCCUGCAUUUUUACUGUUCUUUCUGCCUGGAAACUGAGAAACGUCCAUGGCGUUCAAAAAGCGUCCCUUUAGGUCAAAAGCGGUUUUAGACCAGCAUGAGAACAGCGAUAGUAAAUUAGAACCACUUGCAGAAUUGA